This is a messenger RNA of Amaranthus tricolor (Joseph's coat), 1323 nucleotides long. Its product is annotated as alpha N-terminal protein methyltransferase 1. NCBI's taxonomy places the organism in Eukaryota, Viridiplantae, Streptophyta, Magnoliopsida, Caryophyllales, Amaranthaceae. Bases 231 to 1076 code for a protein of 281 amino acids. The transcript is spliced from 8 exons. Gene Ontology annotation, cellular component: cytoplasm. The record is from RefSeq and is a predicted model, not a curated record. Gene Ontology annotation, biological process: N-terminal protein amino acid methylation. Gene Ontology annotation, molecular function: methyltransferase activity.
CUGCAGAGCCAGUUGCACGGCUUCCCACAGGAAAAUUUCUGUUAAAUAUUUGGCUUUUUAUUCUUUAACUCAAAAUUAGGGUUCAAACUUUUAUUUAAAUUAGAAUUUUUUGAAAUAUAAACCUUUUCCAUGAGACAACCAGUGGAACAUCCAUUGUAACAGACUUCCCUCUCUCAAGAGUGACGAGUUACGAGUGACGAGCCACGAGUCACCCCUUGCGAGUUGCGAAAAUGGAGAUAUCUGGAAUCGACACCGAUGGUCGUGAAUUCAAGAAUACAGCGGAGAUGUGGAGGGAGCAAGUCGGCGAAGAUGGCGACUCUCACAAGAAAAUUGAUUGGUAUCGCAAUGGCGUCGGUUACUGGCAAGAAGUGGAUGCUUCAGUGGAUGGUGUUCUUGGUGGUUAUGGGAGUGUGAAUGAAGCAGAUAUUAAGGAAAGUGAAGAUUUUCUUAAAAACCUAUUUUCAGAUCUCUUGUUUGAUACUCCUACCAAUCGUCAUCUUGUUGCUCUAGAUUGUGGCUCAGGCAUUGGUAGAGUGACCAAAAAUCUUCUUAUAAGAUAUUUUAAUGAGGUUGAUCUUCUUGAGCCGGUGUCUCAUUUCCUGGAGGCAGCACGACAGAGUUUAACCCAAGAAGGUGUUGUUGGUGCAGAUGAGCACAAAGCAACAAAUUUUUAUUGUGUCCCCCUACAGGAGUUCACACCGGAUUCUGGAAGAUAUGAUGUCAUAUGGAUACAAUGGUGUAUUGGGCAUCUUACGGACGACGACUUUGUAUCUUUCUUUGAGAAUGCGAAGGCUGGUCUCAAACCAGGGGGAUUUUUCAUUCUUAAGGAGAACACUGCCAGACAAGGAUUCGUGUUAGACAAGGAAGAUCACAGCAUAACAAGGUCUGAUUUAUAUUACAAGGAGCUUUUUCGAAGAUGUGGGCUGCAUCUCUAUAAAACUAAGAAUCAGAAAGAAUUUCCUCAAGAACUGUUCCCAGUAAAGAUGUAUGCAUUGACUACAGAAGUGCCUAAGAGAAGGCAUUCAACAAGAUCUAAUUCUAAACUGCGUGCUAAUAGACCGGGACUCAUCAAGUGAAAGACGUUCCAUAACAUGGCAUUUGUAAAAAUCUUACGGAGCUGCAGCUCCGGGCAUAUGGAUCUUUGCUCACUUGUUUCAUACUUAACUUGUUAGCCGUUGUGCCCGGCAGUGGUAUGUUGUAUAAUUUCUAUUAUUUGGCUUUGGAUUUUGGAGGAUAUGUUUUCUCAGGGCAUUACUUGAUUUAUGUGUGUUGAAUUCAUUUGCAACCCUUGAUUGUUGCUAUUUCGUGUUCAGUAGCUUGUAA